AUGUGGGUCAUUCCGCGCGCUCAUCACCGGGAACGGAUGCAGGUUUCACAACUUGCCAACAUGGGACAGAGCUGGAUAUCGGACAGGUCAUUCCUAACGAAUAUCCUAAAACAAGGUAACUGGCCAUUAUGAAGAGCUUUGGUGAGAUGCAAUAUUAACGGAUAUGUAUAGAGAUGGAGAACGGUACAAACCACACGCAGGACCGCGCGCACGGAGCGCAGGAGCAAGAGAAUGGAGACGGGCAGAACAGCGUGCGAGCUCUGCUGGGUUUCGUGCUCUUCCUCCUUAUUAUCUCCACACUACUUGGCAACACGCUUGUGUGCGCCGCCGUGGUCAAAUUCAGGCACCUGCGCUCCAAAGUGACAAACUUUUUCGUUAUUUCUCUGGCGGUUUCGGAUCUCUUCGUGGCCGUUCUGGUGAUGCCGUGGGAGGCUAUAUCCGCGGUGGCGGGCACGUGGCUCUUCGGCCGGUUUUGUGGCAUUUGGAUAGCCUUUGACAUCAUGUGCUCUACCGCGUCCAUCCUCAACCUGUGCAUCAUCAGCGUGGACCGCUACUGGGCCAUCGCGAGCCCGUUCCGAUACGAGCGCAAGAUGACCCACCGGGUGGCUUUCAUGAUGAUCGGGGUGGCGUGGACCUUGUCCAUCCUCAUCUCCUUCAUCCCGGUUCAGCUCAACUGGCACAUGGCUGAGGAAGGUGAGGAGGGCACAGCGGGUAAUGGCACCGACUACAGCGACAACUGCAAAGCCAACCUAAACCGGACGUAUGCAAUCUCGUCUUCGCUGAUAAGUUUCUACAUCCCCGUAAUCAUCAUGAUCGCCACGUACACGAGGAUAUUCCGUAUUGCGCAAACACAGAUCCGCAGAAUCUCCUCUUUGGAGAGGGCAGUGGAGCACGCGCAAAACCACCACCAUUCCAACGACUGUUCUAACGAGAACUCGCUGAAAACCACCUUCAAGAAAGAGACCAAAGUUUUAAAAACACUCUCGAUCAUUAUGGGGGUUUUUGUGUUCUGCUGGCUGCCGUUUUUCGUACUCAACUGCAUGGUGCCCUUCUGCCAGUGCGUGAGUGACACUACCUUCACCAUCUUCGUGUGGUUUGGAUGGGCCAAUUCCUCCCUCAAUCCCGUCAUCUACGCGUUUAACGCGGACUUCAGGAAGGCGUUCUCCUCGAUUUUGGGUUGCAAUAAAAUUUUCCCCAGCACAAACGUUGAGACGGUGAAUUUCAGUAACGAGCUGGUGUCCUAUCACCACGACACAACACUUCAGAAGGAAGCGCAGCCGCUGGCCAUCCAGAUGCCGAACCCUCGAGAGGAGCCGAGUCUCCCGUUCGAUAAGGAUUCGGUUACAUCAAACGUGUCUCGGAAUCACAAAAACAUGCACUUGCCCAACAUCGGACAGUUUGAGUGCGACGGGGAGAUUUCCCUGGACACUAUCACACCAUUCACCUCUACGGGACUCAUGGAGUGCGAGGGAAUCCCAGGUCAAAUAAUCACGGAAUGA
This is a messenger RNA of Rhinichthys klamathensis goyatoka, 1499 nucleotides long. Its product is annotated as D(1C) dopamine receptor. Gene Ontology annotation, molecular function: G protein-coupled receptor activity. The transcript has a single exon. Lineage: Eukaryota; Metazoa; Chordata; Actinopteri; Cypriniformes; Leuciscidae. Gene Ontology annotation, biological process: adenylate cyclase-activating adrenergic receptor signaling pathway. The coding region runs from base 174 to 1499 and encodes 441 amino acids. Gene Ontology annotation, cellular component: membrane. The record is from RefSeq and is a predicted model, not a curated record.